This is a messenger RNA of Orbicella faveolata, 333 nucleotides long. Its product is annotated as CUB and peptidase domain-containing protein 1-like. The record is from RefSeq and is a predicted model, not a curated record. NCBI's taxonomy places the organism in Eukaryota, Metazoa, Cnidaria, Anthozoa, Scleractinia, Merulinidae.
AUGGAUCUUGCUGUUCAAGCUAAUGUACAACCAUGGGUUAAUGGCGCUGUUGUUGUAGCCAAACCAAUAGCAGACUGUCUGGACAAUUGGUGCCUCAAGGGCUAUCCUAACAAGAUCCAUGACUCCAUGCUGUGCGCAGGGCUGGAUCAGGGGGGAGUUGAUGUUUGUCAAGGUGACAGUGGUGGUCCACUGGUCUGUGAAUACAACGGUCAGUGGUUCCUUGAAGGAGCCACCAGCUGGGGCCAUGAAUGCGCUGGUCCUAUGAAAUAUGGAGUGUACGCCAAAGUACGCUACGUUAAAAGUUGGAUUAAUCAGACUAUGAAAAGCAACUAA